Molecule: messenger RNA, 1590 nt
Organism: Aspergillus tanneri
Lineage: Eukaryota; Fungi; Ascomycota; Eurotiomycetes; Eurotiales; Aspergillaceae
Product: TMEM165/GDT1 family protein
Exons: 3
Coding region: 1-1590 (529 amino acids)
Biological process (GO): Golgi calcium ion transport; Golgi calcium ion homeostasis; manganese ion transmembrane transport
Cellular component (GO): Golgi apparatus; fungal-type vacuole membrane
Molecular function (GO): manganese ion transmembrane transporter activity; calcium ion transmembrane transporter activity
Source: RefSeq, a predicted model, not a curated record
AUGAAGAUUCAAUUACUCUCGCCAAUUGUCCUCUUUCUCCUCCCCUCGGUAUCAACAGCUCUUGCAGAUCCUGAUGCGAAUAACAAUGCACGUUUAAACGAUCCAUAUGCAGGGAGAGGCGGUGCUCUGCAUAUUAAACCCGGCGCUCCCAAUGUCGAUGAGCUCGCGCCAGUUCAUUCUACCCCUAAGGUCGCUCCCAAAGGGACGCAGGACGCCCCGGUCGAUGGGAGAGAUGGCCGACCUCACGCUGGUCCGUGGGUGGAGACAAAUGCAGAACGCGAUCGCAAGAAAUCAGGGUCGGGAUUACCCUCAGAUAUACCUUCCAACCCAAAAUUAUCCGAACACUUGGGUCCGGAUGGGAAUCCGAUGCCAUAUUCGAACGAUGGGGUGAUGGAUGAUCCGCACAGAACGGGCCCAAAAGAGGGAACCCGAGGUACGGAAGGUGGAGUGUCGGAAAAACUGAAGGAUAAUACAAACUCUGGGGAGAAGGUACCGGAUGGCCCUAGAGAAGUCCCUCCUCUGCCACAUAGUGAGAAACAGAGACUCCAACCAUCGGAAGAUACGGACGAGUCAAAGGGCUCAGGAGGCUCUGGAGGUUCCAGCCUCGGAGUGCUCGAGAAACCUAUCGACCUACCCGAGAAGCCACACGACAUCCCCCAUCCUAAAUCCCCCGCUCCCGUAAGCGAAGAUCCGCUUGGUUUAGAGGCUCCUAGGAAAUCUACAGGCACAAGCUCCGGCACUGUCAAAGCUGGAGAGGAAAGCGAUCCACUACAUUCUCUUUUCUUUUCCUUUACCAUGAUCAUUGUCUCUGAGAUUGGCGACAAGACGUUCCUGGUUGCGGCACUUAUGGCUAUGCGGCAUCCGCGUUUGCUGGUUUUCUCGGCUGCAUUCUCUGCCUUGAUCGGCAUGACUGUACUUUCUGCUAUUCUUGGACAUGCAGUGCCGACUUUGAUUCCCAAAUCAUUCACCAAGUUAUUGGCAGCUGUGCUCUUUCUCGUAUUUGGUUUGAAGAUGCUGAAAGAAGGGCGCGAGAUGUCGCCAGACGAAGGUGUCGGUGAGGAAAUGAAGGAGGUUGAAAUGGAGCUGGAGGAAAAGGAGCACCAGCAGAUGCGCAGGAGUCGGCGUCGCUCUUCUGCCACACCCCAUUCCCUGGAAGCCGGUCGUGCUGGUGGGAGUCGCAAGUCUCGAUCAUCUGCCAACCGCCUCCCCUCUCCCCCCGAUAGUCUUUCCUCAUCAUCCUCGCGAGGGUCGUCGCCCGCUCCCGGUUACCGGUUCGGUGACAUCCUAGUCGGAAUGAACAAUCUUUUCUCUCUCCUUCUUAGCCCCGCCUGGGUUCAGACUUUCGUCAUGACUUUCCUUGGAGAAUGGGGUGACCGCAGUCAAAUCGCAACCAUUGCGAUGGCUGCCGGACAGGACUACUGGUGGGUUACCGUCGGUGCGAUCACCGGACAUGGUCUCUGCACGGCGGCAGCAGUCAUCGGCGGAAGUGCUAUUGCUGGCAGAGUUAGUAUGCGCGCUGUUACUCUGGGCGGUGCCGUUGCCUUCCUUAUUUUCGGUGCCGUUUAUAUGAUCGAGGCUCUAUAUUAUUGA